Thlaspi arvense is the source of this 578-nucleotide messenger RNA. NCBI's taxonomy places the organism in Eukaryota, Viridiplantae, Streptophyta, Magnoliopsida, Brassicales, Brassicaceae. The record is from the annotation of a GenBank genome assembly.
AUGGGCUGGGAGGCUACUCCACGGGUCUUGAAAGUGUCUUGGAGUAAACCGAUGAAACAUGGUUCAAUACUACAAGACUUAGAAAGAGUUGAAUACAUUCAAGCUUACCUUGGUGAUGUGCUCAACGCCAUCAAGAACGGAUCAGACACAAGAGGCUACUUUGAAUGGUCGAUGAUAUAUUUGUACAAGUUGUUGAGUGGAUACAUGAACAGCUAUGGGAUGUACUAUGUGAAUUUCAGCGAUCCUGGUCUCAAGAGGUCUCCAAAGCUCUCGGCCUCUUGGUACUAUGGUUUUCUCAAUGGUACAGUUGAUGUUGAUCCUCAAUAUAUUACUCGGUUGCAGAGACUAAAGUAAUAUUAAGGUGCUGCUUUGCCGGAGAUGGCGGUGAUGGAAAACGGAUCAAUCGCGUUGAGGCUUCUCUACAUCGCCUUCAUCGUUUUCUUCUAUGGCUCGAUUUUUUCGAACUUCAUCGGAUAAAUCACGCGGACGCUGGAUAUCAAAUCCCUAAGCCUUUUCUUAUUUUUGGCUUUUGAAUGGAUUUGGCAAAAAAAUGAUUGGGUUUUUAAUGGGUUUGGGUA